Messenger RNA from Aspergillus caelatus, 609 nucleotides. RefSeq lists its product as uncharacterized. Bases 1 to 609 code for a protein of 202 amino acids. The record is from RefSeq and is a predicted model, not a curated record. Lineage: Eukaryota; Fungi; Ascomycota; Eurotiomycetes; Eurotiales; Aspergillaceae. The transcript is spliced from 3 exons.
AUGCUGUUCCCCUAUGCCAAACUUCUGGCUCUGGCCUUGACCUUUACCAGCGCCAUCGCCUCGCCCAUUGACGUCGAAGCCCGGGAUGAACUUGACAAGCGCGCCACGCAUGUCGUCAUCGGCUACAGAAGAGUGCACCCUAAACAAGCAGAAAUCUACGCAAAGGCAGGCGAGACUCUCGUUCUCGACAAGGAGGUACCAGUAGCCCAGCUCGGCCAGGGGGUAUACACCAGCCAAGAGCGCGACGGCUGGCCAGCCAACGCCGACCACUGGUACUGCAUUAUCACCGCCAACAAGGCCAAGCUGGACGCAAUCAGCAAAGCCUGGAUCCCGGAGAAUGAAUGGUUCGACGGUAAAGGCGAGAAGAAAAUCGAGGCAUAUCUCAAACAGCUUCACGUUGAUCCUAAGCAGACACUGCGUCUAUCUAAGAUUAAGGGGUUUAAUGAACUCCAGAUGUUGAUCCCUCCUGCUUUGAUUGGCAAGAAGAAGAAUGAUCGCGGUCCGUUAGAUAUUUAUGCUAAGUGUGCGAAAACGCCUGGUACUGGACCGGCGCCGCCGGCUGUGGACUAUGCCCACUGGACCAAAGUUGUGGGCCAGCCACAGCAUUAA